UGUUGAAGAAGAUGAAGGAUGCUCACCACUUAUCGAAAAGUCUGGUAUAUAUCGAAAUUGUAUCAGAUACCUUGGAAACUUUCUGGGAUUUCUGUCAAAUUGGUUUAUACCUUUUCUGGAUAUGGAUGCUCACCUCUCUUACAAACUUAUGAUUCACGAGAAAUCGGCAAUUCCCGAAGGCAGGUUUUCCUUCCCUAACAGGUAUGGAAUGUCUCAUUUUCUUGUUUCGGAGGAUCCCGGAAAGGCAUGCAGAGUGCGUAUACUUUACUGGAAUGCCGUUUUAGAGCAUAAUCGUUGUUCACGUGAUACAUAAAAAGGGUUGCUACUGUUUGAAAGUUUUCACUUUGUUUUCUUUUAAAUCAAUCACGCCUUCUCGGAAGAGAAACUUACCUACACCAGAGAUUCCCACGGUAGCUCUGGAGUUUCGAUAUAAACUUUCCAUCUGGGCAAGUAACCUGGCAAAGAAGUAAACAGUGUAGAUGCAAAGUAAAUUUUCCUUCAUGCAGUCAUUCAAGAAAGGAAUAAGGUGUAAGUACAUUGUCAAGUAAGAGAUGACUUACACCAGCAUCUUGCUCCUUCGGCUGCUAAUCCGAAUUACCAUACAUGAGGCAGCGUACACUUUCUCCCUCAUAACGGGAGCUUCCAAUCGAGUUCUGAGGUAGCUUUUCGUAUCUGCACACCAAGGAACAAAAAUGCAAGGAAUUUCGCGGGCCGUGCGGUCAUGCCGGGAAAUACUCAAGUCUGCAAUUUUACAGCAUUCGCGUGGGGGUGAAGUUGCCGGGUUAGAAAAGAUAGUUUCGCGUUUAAAAUGGGUUACCUCUCCACCUGCACAGGAAAAGGGACUAGAGAAUGUGACUGUGGCAGAUGUACUGGCGACAAAGGGUAAUGUAGAAACCGGACCCUGGCUCUGGUGUCACACGAACGACGCAGUAAUUGAUGCAGUAAAAAACAUGGCGAAACAAAAUAUCGGGUCGUUACUGGUGCUGAAGCCAGGAGAGCAUCAGCAUAUUGCAGGAAUCAUCACAGAAAGAGACUACCUGAGGAAAGUAAUUGCACAGGAAAGAUCUCCCAUCUACACAAGAGUUGGAGAGAUUAUGACUAAUGAGAACCAAUUAAUAACAGUAACUUCCGACAUGAACGUUCUUCAAGCUAUGCAACUUAUGACAGAGAAUCACAUAAGGCAUGCUCCAGUUAUAGAUGGGAAGCUAGUUGGCAUGAUUUCGAUCAAGGAUGUAGUCCGGGCAGUGGUUGAGCAGCAAAGCGGGGAACUGAAGCGACUUACUGGGUACAUCAAAGGAGAAUACUAUUAGAAGAACAUAUCUCAGUUUAUGUUCAUCAAACUACAGUAGAGCAAAUUUCAAAACUACCUCCAACAUAAAGCUUCCUAAGACUUUCAUGUGUUAGAAGCGGAAAUUGUAGUUCAAGUGAUUAAGAACGCUCAUCCCUGAAGUCAUGUAUUCGAAUUCCCGAUCUCCAUAUAUUGCUUGAUUAAUAAAGAAUCAAUUAUAAUUUUCAA
Molecule: messenger RNA, 1516 nt
Organism: Malus domestica (apple)
Lineage: Eukaryota; Viridiplantae; Streptophyta; Magnoliopsida; Rosales; Rosaceae
Product: CBS domain-containing protein CBSX3, mitochondrial
Source: RefSeq, a predicted model, not a curated record